Messenger RNA from Caenorhabditis bovis, 1815 nucleotides. The record is from the annotation of a GenBank genome assembly. Lineage: Eukaryota; Metazoa; Nematoda; Chromadorea; Rhabditida; Rhabditidae.
AUGGUAAAUCGUGUCUCCGCCAAUUUGAGCAUGCUUUUCACGCAUGUCCCUUUAAUCCAGAGGUACGAAUUGGCUUCAAAAGCGGGUUUUAAGCUGGUUGAAGUCAGUUUGCCAUAUUCGGAAAGUGCGGAGAGCUUGCGAAAAGCCGCCGAUGAGCACGGACUCGAGCACACGCUCAUCAAUUCGCCGACCGGCGAUUGGAAUCAAGGGUUUCGUGGAAUCGCGGCGUUAGCGUCGAAACUCGCCGAAUUUCGGGCCAGCAUCGACACGGCCAUCGAAUACGCGAAAGUGUUGAAUUGCGACAAAGUGCACGUGAUGGCCGGCGUGCCGAGAGAUGUCGACGAUUCGUCGAAAGCUGACCAAAUUUACGCGCACAAUCUGAAAUUUGCCGCCGAAAAAUUGGCGUCGGCGAAUCUCGUGUGCCUCAUUGAGCCGAUCAAUCACUACACCGUGCCCGGCUACUUUUUAAAGGAUUACGAGCAAGCGGCGAAGCUGAUCAAGUCGAUCAAUUUGGGCAAUUUGAAAAUUCAAUAUGAUUUAUUCCAUGCCCAACAGAUUAAUGGACAGCUUAUCGCCACAAUGAAAAAUCUCAAGGAUUUUAUUGGGUAUAUUCAAGUUGCGCAAGUCCCUCAUCGUGGCAAUUGCGGAACUCGCGGCGAAAUCGACUACAAUUUCUUAUUCGAGCAAAUUAAGCAAAUUAAUGAUUCUUGGAUUAUUGGUUGUGAAUAUGUCGACCCGGAUGUUGCCUUGGAAUGGUUUUCGCCGCCAUUUUUGCAGCCAAAUUGCGCCAACAUGGUUGCGACUAGAAGUGGCAAGCGUACGCAUAUUUCGGACGAAAGUGUCACGAAAUUGAAGGAGGAACAGUCGACGCCGGUUUCAAGACCGAAACGCACACCGAAAAGAUCGGCGAAGAAGCAAAAAACGCCGGAAAUUGAGAAAACCAAAGAGGAAACGCCGAAAAAGGUGUUCAAUGUGGAUGGAUCUCCUGAAAUCGAGACGACGCCGUCGAAGAAGGCGAGAAAGAUGAAAACGCCGGAAAAACAAGAGGCGACGCCGUCGAAAACGGAGAAAACAGAAUCUGUGCUGGAAACUCCUAAGAAGGCCUCAGCAACUCCUUCGAAAAAAUCAAAGAAAGAAGGAUUGACCAAAACUGAGACUCAGACGCCAUCGAAGCAACAGGAAAAAGAAAAAUCGCCGAAAAUUGAGACUCCGACACCAUCGAAGCAACAAAAACCGCCGAAAAUUGAGGAAGUUGUGAUCGAAUCAUCACCAGAAGUCGUUGAACUCGAAGAGGCGGAAUCUCAGGAAAAUUUGGAAGAGGAAUCGCAGACGAGCCAGGAGAAAUUAGAAACUGAAGGCGAUGAUGAUGAUGAGGAGGAUUCUGAAGAUGACGAUGAUGAUGAUGAUGCUCCAGAAGUCGUGACUUCGAAGAAGAAUGUAGAGUGUGCAGAGCAGAAAAAUGAGCACAUCGAGCUUCCAGAGGUGACAGGCGGCUUUGAGCAGUUGAUGGCAAAAAAGGCUGAAAAGGAAUCGAAGGAACACAAAAAACGCGCGGAGAAGCGAAAAAAGAAGAAAUCGAAGAAAGUUGUGUCGAAGGGUUCGAAAGAAUCGAAUAAGGGAAUUUUCAAGAUCAAAGUGAAGAAGAGUCGAACGUCGUUCAAAGUGGUGACACUUGAGAAAGGAGUGAAGAAUGUGUUGGAGCCGGAGCACAAUUAUCGCGAGGAGCUUCUGAAAUCGCGGACGUGCGGAGUACGAUUGACGAACACCAAACAAUACAUUCAUCGCGCGAAAUGGGUGAAUUCGAAAGCGAAAUGA